GUUUGUAGCGAAUGAUGAGGAACUCCGUGCUGAGGAGAUAUGGGAUCCAGGAAUGUAUCUUGCUGGUCACACAGAGAAUCACAAAGUACCCUGUCCUCCUCGAUCGGAUUCUACAAAACACCAAAGGCAAUGAAGAGGACCGCAAGGACCUGACCAACUCCCUGGCCUUGCUGAAGGACCUGAUCUCGGCCGUAGACCAGGACGUUCAUGACUGUGAGAAGAGAUACAGGCUGCAGGACGUGUACAACCGCAUGGACCCCAAGGCAGUCGCUCCCAUGCACAGCGGCAGAACCUUCCGGAGAGAGGACAUGAUCCGAAGGAAACUGGUACACGACGGUUUCCUCCUGUGGAAGACCGCGACAGGAAGGUUCAAAGGUAAGGCGAGGCUAACCGACUGCGGAGACUAGGCCACACGGACGCUU
Chiloscyllium plagiosum (whitespotted bambooshark) is the source of this 422-nucleotide messenger RNA. NCBI's taxonomy places the organism in Eukaryota, Metazoa, Chordata, Chondrichthyes, Orectolobiformes, Hemiscylliidae. The record is from RefSeq and is a predicted model, not a curated record.